UGGGCGCCAGCUCCCUCAGAUAGACACUCCAGGCCGGGCGGCCAGCCUGCCCCGCAAGCCUGAGCCCGCGGGCUCCCACAGGCGCCGUGUUCCCGUCUAGAGGCCGCAGCUGUCCCCCCAGGCGUGUGGCAUGUCCCAGAGGGAGGCCAGAAGGGCACCCGCCACGCCGGGAGUGGGGCAGAAGCCGGCUAAAGCCAGGUUGUGGCUGGCAGCUGGCUCGGGCAGGAAGAGGAGCUGCCUGAGCAGGACGAGGCAGGACCCGUGGGACGAGCCCGGCUGGGGCGACCAAAGGUGGAGCAGAGCUGCCCCCAGCCCAUGCCCACGAGGGGUCAGGGCCCGGAGCCUGGCUCGUGGCCGGAGUGAGGCCAGUCCCAAGAAUGCUGCACGGGAGCGGAGCCGGGUGAGGACACUGCGCCAGGCCUUCCUGGCCCUACAGGCUGCUCUGCCCGCUGUGCCACCCAACACCAAGCUCUCCAAGCUGGAUGUGCUGGUGCUGGCCACCAGCUACAUAGCCCACCUCACCCGCAUGCUGGGCCACGAGUUGCCUGGCCCCGCCUGGCCACCCUUCCUGCGUGGACUCUGCUAUCUACACCCUCUCAAGAAGUGGCCCAUGCGAUCUCGUCUCUAUGCUGGCGGCCUGGGGAGCUCUGGCCUUCACUCUGCCACAGCCACCACCUGCAGCCGAAGAACAAAGGAAACAGAGGCCGGGCCCCAAGUUUCUGAAGAGGCAGACGCUCUCUUUCCCACAAGGCCAUGCUCACCAGCUCUCGGUGACAAAUGAGCAUCACACUUGCCUUUUUCUCCCAGGCUACCACUCAAGCUUAGGGACCUGGAUUCUCUACCAGCCCUGCCCGUCUUCCCUCUGACUCUCAGCCCUCGGACUGGACGGACUCAGGUUCGGCUCCCAGGUUCCAGCACACAGACCAGGCGAAGCAAUGGGCCCUUCAGCAUUGGGAGGGUACUCGGGAGCCACAGGGGAGGUGGAUGCUGUGACAGCUGCAGGGAAGUAGGAGAGGAAGGGGUUUGGCUGGGUGGGAAGCUGAGUUAGGGCACCGCCCUCUGCUUUCUCCCCUAAGCUUCCCACAAACCCUCCGGAUGUGCAGGUGCAGAGGAAGAGGCCUAGGACAACAGAAGCUACGGGUGCUGAUGGGAAAGCCGAGGGCCGGACAGGCUCUGGGCAGCUGCAAGUGGGAACACCAAUGGGCCAGGGUCGCGUAGCCAGAUAGAAACUGAAGUUUGUUAUGGCUUUGUAAGACCUUACCCGGUAUCCAAGAGGCAGGGGAGGAUUCAGGAGCCUUGUCUGCCUUGUGGUCUCUCCAGCCGCUGCUCAUCACUACACGUCCUCCCUCUCCGGGCCCUACACCCUUCCACUCUUUUCUCGAUAUGACUUAUAUUUAUGGGUUAAGCCAGAAAGCUUGCAUUGCUUGCACUCCAGUUUCCAGAGAAACUUUUUGAUGAUCCCAGCUGCCUAGUUUGACAUGUCUUAUCCCAGAGGCAGGCCCACCGGAACUGAAACAGACAGUACCUGAAGGCCUUGCAUCAGAAGGAUACUGAAGGGCCUGAUUACAUCCGUGAAGGACCUUAGAAGGAGAACCCUUAUCUUUUCCAGGGGACGAUAAUUAAUUAGUCUUCUCUUUCCAUUCUGUUAGAAACCGAACCUUCAGGAAAAACAAGAUAGGUCUGCGCUCACUGGGUUCUUUGUAUGAUUUUGGCCUAAGGCCUCACUGGCUCUGGAGUUAUUUCUACAAUCUGUCUACAGAUGAUCUCCCCAGGGGCAGCUCCUGCCCACAGGCACUGCCCGCCUAGCCACUCCUUAAGGCUUGCCAUGGGGUGCCAGAGACCUCGGAGCACUUAGUGGCAUUUCGGGCUCCAAAGAAAUCAUUUGAGGACUAAUCAUAGAGUCUAUACAUGCUAAAAGUAACCUUCCAGAUCAGGUAUAGCAUGAAACCCCACCUGAAGUCCAGACUGAGAAGGAACCAGCUUUUUGUUAAACUUCUGUAACUCAGCAUGAAGGGAUGGACCAGGCUGACUCGAGUCCCAACACGGGCAGCCCUAGAGCCACCAUCGCCACUGUGAGACCAAAGAAGGCUCUGGCAUGAGGAGUCAGUGCUUCUGCACAGGGCUGGACAAGGGCUGACUCAGCAAACUGGGGUGGAGGCAGAAGAAGACACAGAACGUCCCAGCCGCGGGCUGCAUGGGAUGUGGGAGAGCGGCUGAACGGUGGCUGGGAGCCAUGGGAAGAAGGUCUCCGCCAAGGCUGCCCUCGUAAAUCUACCAAGUCUCUACUGAGGGGCCCACUGGGGACGGCUCCUGAGCAGCUGGACGAGGCCAGGCAGGGACAGAGACCAGGUGUGGGUGGGCACGAACACAGUGUUCUUCGCAAGACCAUAAAAGUCCAGCUUGAAUGUUCUAUUUUUAAAACCAAAGAGCAGGAAGUUCCUGGUUGAGUUUGAAAGUGGUGGGCCUAGGAACAGAUGACUGUCCUCCCAGGCUGGCGGCACAGCACACCACCUUUUUCUGGGGAAUGAAAGUGGGCAAGCUGGUUUGGGGCAUCCAGUGGGGGUCCUCUUCUGAUAGCUAAGGAGACUAGUUUGGAGCCGGCCCCACCCUACCCUGCACAGACUCCCACCUUUGCCCAGCGGUAUUGAACGCCCUGGGGGGACCGCAUUACCGUGGUAGAGAAGACAAGGACAGCAGAGGAAGAUGAAGCUGGUGGAAGGCUGGGGAAGGGCAAGUGCAUUCAAUACAAGUUGCUUAGGCUGCCCAAGGCUCUGUCCAGGCAAAGCUGUUUUCCUGCGGGCUCAGGCCAGUCUGGGGUCCAGAGGCUGUGUCCUCCAGCCAGAGAGCACCCAGCACAGGCCAGGCUGCCAAAGGGCUGCGAGAAGCAGGUGGAGUCAAAGGAAGGACCAGGUGACAGAUGGGAAUAACCAGAGGAAAGGUCAGGUCAGAGACCUGCAUCCACCAAGGAAUGGGAACCAGGAGUUCUUUGCCUCUGCAGCAGAGGAAGAAAAACACCUGCUCACUGAAGACUUUUUAUUCCUACCGGGUCUAGGGGCAAGGGGCAGGCAAGAGGGGUCAGAGGCAGGUUAAGACUCAAGUCCAAAGACAGCUUUGGUCCCCUUGGGAACAGGGGACUGUGGGCAAGAAGCUCCAAAAGGAAACAGAAGCCCAGCUGACAAAUGUCACUAAGGUGGCCUAGCUCAAGAGUCAGGAGGACGGGGGCCCACUUGGCCAGCUUGCACUGCCUGCCCAGGUGCCCGUGACCCGAGGUGGCGGGAGAGGCAGUGAUGGCCAGCACAGUUCCCCAGAGUGGGAUGUGUGUCUGCUUCCCGAUGAGCCGCAGAGCUGCAGGGCAAAGGCCUGGGCCAUGGGAGAAGCAGAGCCGGCUGAGGGAUGUCUAAGUAGAAGGUGGAGACUGUGGAUUUUACCAACAGGGAAGGGUAAUUAAAAUACAAGGUCUAGUCUUCUCUGAGAAAUUCCUUUUCUCCUCCUCUGGAAGAGGCCUGACUAGAAUGAAUCCGAUGGCACUGUCCCACUUUUGUGGCACAGGCCCUAAACUCAGGGCCCCUGCAGGUGCCGUGUUGCAGACCAGGAGCUGGCUCAUUGGCCACAGUUUACCAAAUCCAGCCCACCUCCUCCCACCCCUGCAGGUUUUGAUAAGUAAGGUUUUGCGGUGGGGGUGGGGGGUAUGGCCACACCCAUUUGUUUGCAAUGUUACCUAUAGCUGCUUUCCUGAUCCUAUGGCAGAGCUGAAUAGCUGCAACAGAUUAAGCCUAAAAUAUUUCCAAUAUGGCCUUUAAGAAAAAGUAUCCUGACCCUCACUCUAGAUCACCGGCAUUCAGAAUGUGGUCUGGGGACUCUUUUGGGUGCUGAGUGUCCCUGAGGCCCUUUCUAAGUGGCCCAAACCAUUUUCAUAAUACAAUAUGCUAUUUGCCUUUUCUUAACACGUCUCUCAUGCAUCGUGGAAUUUUCCAGAAGCCAUACAACAUGUGAUAUCGCAACAGAUGGGAGGCAGCAGCAGACAGGAGAAUCCAACUGUCUACUGCGACA
Lutra lutra (Eurasian river otter) is the source of this 4050-nucleotide messenger RNA. It is a transcript of the gene TCF23, whose product is annotated as transcription factor 23. Gene Ontology annotation, molecular function: RNA polymerase II transcription regulatory region sequence-specific DNA binding; DNA-binding transcription factor activity, RNA polymerase II-specific; protein dimerization activity. The record is from RefSeq and is a predicted model, not a curated record. Lineage: Eukaryota; Metazoa; Chordata; Mammalia; Carnivora; Mustelidae. The coding region runs from base 131 to 781 and encodes 216 amino acids. Gene Ontology annotation, biological process: developmental process; regulation of transcription by RNA polymerase II. The transcript is spliced from 3 exons.